Messenger RNA from Zasmidium cellare ATCC 36951, 1704 nucleotides. RefSeq lists its product as uncharacterized. Gene Ontology annotation, biological process: protein folding. The record is from RefSeq and is a predicted model, not a curated record. The transcript has 3 exons. The coding region runs from base 1 to 1704 and encodes 567 amino acids. Gene Ontology annotation, cellular component: chaperonin-containing T-complex. Lineage: Eukaryota; Fungi; Ascomycota; Dothideomycetes; Mycosphaerellales; Mycosphaerellaceae. Gene Ontology annotation, molecular function: ATP binding; ATP-dependent protein folding chaperone; ATP hydrolysis activity.
AUGUCGCUUUCAAUACCCAACGCCCCAAACCAGGGCCUGUUCAAGCCAGGAUACCAAAACUACGACGCAGAAGAUGGCGCCGUCAUCCGCAACAUCGACGCCUGCCGCACGAUCGCCUCGACCGUCCAGACCUCGCUGGGUCCCUACGGCCGCAACAAGAUCGUCAUCAACCAUCUCCAAAAGAUGAUCCUCACCAACGACGCUGCGACCAUCCUGCGCGAACUCGAAGUCGUACAUCCCGCUGCCAAGCUCCUUGUCAUGGCCUCGCAACAACAGGAAGCUGAGAUGGGCGAUGCGACGAACUUGGUGAUCGUGUUGGCUGGAGAGCUGCUGAAGAAGGCGGAGGAAUUGAUCAGAAUGGGACUGAAGACGAGCGAGAUUGUGCAGGGGUAUGAGCGUGCGGGCAAGUUUGCGCUGUCGACGCUGGAGGAGCUGGAGAUUGAUAGAGUGGAGGAUAUCCGGAAUCAGCAGGAGUUGGCCAAGGCUAUUCGGACGGUCGUUGCAGCGAAGCAGUCUGGUUCGGAGGAUGUGCUGGCGGAGAUGGUUGCUGAGGCGGUCCUUGCGGUGCUGCCCAAGAAUCCAUACAACUUCAAUGUGGACAACAUUCGGGUGGUGAAGAUCAUGGGUGGUUCGUUGGAGCAGUCUAAGGUGGUCAAGGGUAUGGUGUUUGGACGAGAGCCAGAUGGCACAGUGAAGAAGGCGACCAAGGCCAAGGUUGGUGUCUUCAGCUGUCCGAUCGACAUUUCACAGACCGAGACGAAGGGUACGGUUCUGAUCAAGAACAGUAAGGAGCUGUUGAACUUCACCAAGGGCGAGGAGCAACAGAUGGAGAACACAAUCAAGGAGCUUCACGAUUCUGGAUUGCGGGUUGUCGUUGCAGGUGCGACGGUCGGGGAGCUCGCUCUACACUACCUCAACCGCUUCGGCAUCCUCGUCAUCAAGGUUCUGUCAAAGUUCGAGCUCAGACGGUUAUGCAGAGUUGUGGGUGCUACACCUCUUGCUCGUCUUGGCGCGCCUAUGCCAGAUGAGAUGGGCAACGUCGACAUUGUGGAGACUCUGGAGAUUGGAGGCGAUCGUGUGACGGUCUUCAGACAAGAGAACGAGCAGACACGGACGGCAACGCUUGUCCUGAGAGGAGCAACACAGAACCACCUGGACGACGUCGAGCGAGCUGUCGAUGACGGCGUCAACGUUUUCAAGGCCAUCACGAGAGACCCGAGAUUAGUACCAGGUGCCGGAGCCGCAGAGAUGCAGCUCAUCGAGCGCAUCACUGCUCUUGCCGACAAGACCUCCGGGCUGGGCCAAUACGCGAUAAGAAAGUACGCAGAAGCGUUCGAAGUUAUUCCUCGGACGCUGGCAGAGAGCGCUGGUCUUGACGCCACUGAGGUGCUUGCAAAGCUCUACACCGCACAUCACAGCGCCGCAUCAACAUCGAAAUCUCAAGCGAACGGCUCGAAGGGCGAUGAAGACGACGAGGAGAUCCCCUGUCUUGGUGUUGAUAUCGACACCAGCUCCGGCCAGGGCAACGGCACAAUUGAUGCUGAAGAGGAGGGCAUUCUCGAUUUGAUGGUGUCGAAGUCGUGGGCCAUCAAGCUGGCGACUGAUGCGGCGAGGACCGUAUUGAGCGUGGAUCAGAUUAUUGUCGCGAGACAAGCUGGAGGGCCCAAGCCACCUGGCCCGAAUCCAAACUGGGACGAAGACUAG